GCGGGGACUUAUUAGGAUUAUGAUCAAAUGAUGCUAAUCAUUACUCACGAACACGGCGGUUGGGCUCUUAUCCCUCUCAGAGAGGAAACCUGAUGUUACAUUCUGUAGCAUUCGGCAUGCUGACAGGUACUUUUCUGCUGACUUGAAUAAACACACUCGGGACGAUUCCCCCGACGUGUCCAAAGUCAAUCUGUCCCGGUGGUUUCCGUGAGCAGAGCGGGAGGAGUCUGGGGGGCUCUGUGGUCACGGCACGCUGGAGAGGCCCAAAUAUGUGCUGAGGUCACCGCUUUUACAGCGUUCGGCAGUUUCCUCUCAGCCUUCUCAGGAAACCAGAGGGCGGAUGGUGAUCUGGUCGUCCACGUGAAGAGCCCGCCCCCUUUCUCUCCCUCACACGGCCGAAAAUCCGCUGCGCGUAACGUGCGUCAGUCAGCGUGCGGAGGGUUAAACGGGCAGUCUGCGGCGGUCUCUCCUUUCUGUAGCGGAACACUCCGGACUCCUCUCGUCCUCCCGACAGCUGGCCUUCGAGGGCUUUACUCCCUUUCCUCCUUCCUCGCCGGAGCCGCGGAGGCAUCGCGGGGGGAAGCACGCACACAUCCCCGUUCUUCGACCGCAGGGUACCCACGGCUCACUGCGCGCUUCCACACAGACGAAUAACAAGAAGAGCAUGCGUGUGUGUUGAGUCGUCUGUUUGGUUGACCUGCACACGGAGCUGCGGCCUGCUUUAGCCCCGCCCCCUCCUCGACUGUCCACUCGCUCCACACCGCCAUGUCUGCAGAGGUGGAGACCGGCGUGCCCGUCCACGCCGAUCCCAGCAUCGCAGCCUCGGCCAGCACCCCUCCCACCUCCCCGACGACGGCCACCUCCAAGGUCCCGUUCAAGAAAGAGAAGAAGAAAGCCCCAGAGAAGACCGACGAGUACCUGCUGGGCAGGUUUCAAGGCGACGGCGUGCGGUACAAGGCCAAGCUGAUUGGCAUCGACGACGUCCCGGAGCCCAGAGGAGACAAGAUGUCCCAGGACUCCAUGAUGAAGCUCAAGGGCAUGGCGGUCGCUGCUCGGUCCCAAGGCAAACACAAGCAGAGGAUCUGGGUCAACAUUUCCAUGGCGGGCAUCAAGAUCGUCGAUGAGAAAUCGGGAGUGAUUGAACACGAGCACAUGGUGAGUCGGAUCUCCUUCAUCGCCAGAGACGUGACGGACAACCGGGCGUUUGGAUACGUGUGCGGCGCCGAAGGACAGCAUCAGUUCUUCGCCAUCAAGACGUCGCAACAGGCGGAGCCCCUGGUGAUCGACCUGAAGGACCUCUUCCAGGUCAUCUUCAACCUGAGGAAGAAGGAGGGAGAGGCCUCCCAGAAGGGGGAAAAUGGCGUCGCCGUAGUUGAGAACGGAGGCGGCGGCACGGACGGCGGCGUGAAAGCUGCUCAACCGGUGGAGCAGUUUGACCUCUUUGGAGCCAUGUCGACCCCUCCAGACAUCCAGUCUCCAAAUGUCUCUAAUGAUAUUCUCUUGCUGGACUUUUCCGCUGAAGUUGACAGCAAUCAGAAUUGCAUAAAGGGCAACUCGUUUUUAACUUCCUGUGGCCCCGACCGCAGGGCAUCCCCCCAGACAGAGAAUCCCUUUUCCUCCACAUUUGGCUACUUUCCAACCCCAGACAGUGACCCUUUCAGAGACGACCCCCUUUCCAAACCGCCCGCUUGGUCGGAACUCGAUAACUCUCAGAUCUCGACCGAUCGCCUAAACGCCGGCGACGCGUGUAAGACAAUUAUUAGCGGCGGUCUGAACGAAGACGCCGAACGCCUCGGAGAGCAGACGCACGGCUUAUCCAGUAAGACCGUGAUCCUGGCCCUCAGUAACGGACAGUGGCCUCUAGGGGGCGCCAUAACUCAGGGCCACGCGAUUACCAUGACGGACGGCGGCGACUCGACGGCCACGAACCCGUUUUUUGACUCCGCUUUGAAAAGAGGCGCCGUGCCGAACGGCGUCACGCAUCACCCGCACGCCGCGGGGGCCCAUAGCCCGGACUCGGUUGUCAUAAGCCCGCCGCCGCAGAGCUCUAAGGCGGGACGAGGUCGAAGGAGCGCAAAGUCCACAGCGAGUGACCUGUUUGGAGGAGAGCUCUUCUCUGCUCCGGUUCACUCGGAGGGGUCGUCCUCCUCGGCGGACUUUUUCAACACUUCACCUGCGAACGCCGCUCCCUCCUCCAUGGCUGCUCUGGGGAAUCUUCAGUUGGGUCCUCCAGCUGUUACAGGUAUCCCCUCUGCAGGCAUGUGGGGGGCCUCCAUGACUCCACCUUCAAUGUUCCCCAUGCCAGGAGUGGCGGCUCCAGGGCCCUCCUACCCACAGCCGUCUGCCUUCGGUGGCCUACCCAUCCCACCGGCGGUCUGGGGGGCGCAGGGCCCGGCUCACUUUAGUGCCGCGCCUCUAUCUCCGCCCCGCCUCAACUGGGGCCAGCCUCCACCGGCCGGGCCGCUCGGCGCUGCCGGUUGGGGUCAUCCCGUCGCGGCCAAUCCUUUCCAGUCGGGCCCGUUCCCCGCGAUGGGCGACCAGCACGGUCCGACGCGCCCCCCUCCUCGGCCGCCCGUCAAGGAGGCGCCUCCGAAGGUGGAGAACAGCGCCUUCACGGCUCUGGACCCCCUCGGAGAUCGAGAGAAGAAGAUGGGAAAGGACAUGUUCAAGGACUUCCAGAUCGCCAAACCUCCGGCCAUCCCGGCGAGGAAAGGGGAGCUGGCGUCCAACUCUGAGGGCGGCGCCUUCGAUCAGUACUUCAACAGCAAGGUGGGGCUGGUUCAGGACAACGCGGAUCACGAUGACUUCGAUAUCCAUCAAAUGGCGGCGCCUGCUAACGCGGCGGCGCCGAGCUUCAACGCCGGCCUCCUCGACGCCGCCUUCUCUUCCGCCGCCCUCGCAAACAGCUGUGCAGCGGCGCCGGGACCCAACCAGGACAUGUUCGAUCAGGCCUUCGGGGCCCCGGGCUCCAGCCUGUUCGGGGCACCGCCUGCAGCCAUGCAGACUGCUGCCGUUGGUCAGUCUUCUGCCUCAACGGCUGCUUUUGGGGAUCCUUUUGGAAAUCCCUUUGCCUGACCACAACAUUGUGCAUAAUUGAAAUGGAGAUCUUCACAUCGAAUAACAUCUUUGGGACAAGCUGCUACAACGUGCGCGAGACAAUCCAAAUUCUGAACUUUUCUAACUUGUCCCUGACCCACCCCUUUUUUCUUUUUUUACAUCUCCACCUUUUUGAUGUUCGUUUCCUAUCAAUCAGUUUCCUUAUUUGUAAAGACCACUGAUCUAAGAAGUAAAUGUUAUGUCCUGAUCUGCUGAAGAAAGAAGUGUGUGUGUGUGUGUGAAGGGUUCACUGCUGAUGCUGUCUGUUAAAUAAAUAAAUAAAAUAAUUAAAUAUUAAUGCUGCAA
Cyclopterus lumpus (lumpfish) is the source of this 3402-nucleotide messenger RNA. RefSeq names its product DAB adaptor protein 2 (gene dab2). The transcript is spliced from 16 exons. Gene Ontology annotation, cellular component: plasma membrane. The record is from RefSeq and is a predicted model, not a curated record. Gene Ontology annotation, biological process: negative regulation of canonical Wnt signaling pathway; receptor-mediated endocytosis; positive regulation of endocytosis. The coding region runs from base 766 to 3075 and encodes 769 amino acids. NCBI's taxonomy places the organism in Eukaryota, Metazoa, Chordata, Actinopteri, Perciformes, Cyclopteridae.